AGAUCCCGGCAAGAUAAGACAUGGGUCAAUAUAUAAAAACAUCAAAGCGUGAUGAGCCUGAAUAAUCAUCCUGCCUCCAUCAGACCUUUUCACACAAUCUAGUCCCCCCUUUCUGGUAUUGUUUGUCAGAUUGGAACAGCCCAGUUCACCAGCCAAUCAGAGGGCACAGCUACAGAAGCCUCAUCCACCUCCUAUUGAAUUGAAUGCAUCCUGCUUACAGACAGGAAACACAAAGCUGUACCAUCUUCCCUCUUGGAUAGGGGAAAGGCUUCCAGAAACACACCGGUAGCCUGAACAGGUGAAUGGAAUAAUCAAGGCAACGUGAUGUUUAUGAGUGACGACAGCUGAAUAAUUUCCUUCAUACCAAGAUGCUAGCCAGGAAAGGACUUCUUCCUGACGAGUUCCUAAUCACUCGCCUGGCAGAAGAAGGGGCUUCCCAUUCCCAGUACAGACCCAAAACCAGAAGAGCACGUUUUGUGGGGAAAAAUGGAGCCUGCAAUGUGGCCCAUAAGAACAUUCGUGAGCAAGGACGAUUCCUCCAAGAUGUCUUCACAACCAUGGUGGAUCUUAAAUGGCAUCACAGUUUGCUUAUCUUCACAAUGACAUUUAUUUGCAGUUGGAUGCUGUUUGCUAUGGCUUGGUGGCUAAUAGCUUUUGCCCAUGGUGACCUUGGCCCAAAACGUGGCUCUUUUGUGCCUUGCGUAACUAACAUCCAGUCUUUUACUUCAGCCUUCCUCUUCUCCAUUGAAGUUCAAGUUACUAUCGGAUUCGGAGGCCGAAUGGUGACUGAGCAGUGUCCUUUGGCCAUAACAGUGCUCAUUAUACAAAAUAUAUCUGGGUUAAUCAUCAAUGCAGUCAUGUUGGGAUGUAUUUUUAUGAAAACCGCUCAAGCCAACCGCCGGGCAGAAACAUUGAUUUUUAGCAAACAUGCUGUUAUAGCCUGUCGUGAUGGGAAGUACCGCUUUAUGUUCCGUGUGGGUGACUUGAGGAAAAGCAUGAUUAUCAGUGCUUCCAUCAAAAUCCAAAUUGUGAAGAAGACCACAACGGAAGAAGGAGAAGUCAUUCCUAUUUCCCAGGUCGACAUCCAAGUGGAAAACCCUGUAGGGACUAAUUCCAUCUUCUUGGUAUCCCCGCUGAUUGUUAGCCACACCAUUGAUGAAAGAAGCCCACUAUAUCCCUUUUCAGCUUAUGAUCUUUGCAAUGGAGAUCUGGAGGUGGUGGCAAUUCUGGAAGGUGUGGUGGAGACAACAGGUAUCACUACCCAGGCAAGAACAUCCUACUUACCAGAUGAAAUCCUUUGGGGCCGCCGGUUUGUUCCCAUUGUCACAGAAGAAGAAGGCAGGUACUCGGUAGACUAUUCCAAGUUUGGAAAAACUGUCAAGGUGCAUGGGCCCCUAUGCAGCCCCAAAGACCUAGCUGAAGGUAGAUAUUGUGCACUGCCUAGAAAUGAACAACAUUCAAAGCCAAAGAAAAGAAGAGGUGAAAGUCAUGGAGCUGCCAGGAAAAUUGUUGCAGAAAAUCAACCUAGCGAUUCAGAUUCUUAAUACUUAAGAUGCUAUAUUGUCCUGUACAGUGUCUAAGUUACACAGUUAUGCCCUGCCUGUGGCCAUUUACCCUUCUCCUGAAAGGCUGCAUAUUGGACAUUCCUUGCAAUGUUAUUUAAUGAAAAAGGUUAAUAUUUUCACAUACUCAUCCAGUCCAUCCAUGCAAGUGCAACAUUGAUGUUGAAGCAAAGCAAAUGGACAACAUUGCCUCAGGUGUGCUCAGUCUCUACAUGAGUACAGCUCACAUUGGUGCCUCAUUCAUAAGGAAGUGACAAGUAUCCAUUCAUUACAUGGCAUUUAAUAUUGCCUAGUAAACCCUAGGCAAUAUUCAUGGGGACAAAAGUAGCUGACUGCAAGGGUCCAAGGGCAGAUCAUUUGCAAAUAGUGAAUUGAUGCAUAUCAGAUAUCAAUGUGCAGUAUUUAACUCCUUGUCUGCUGUGCCUCUUUGCCGUGCCACCUGUUGUUUAGAAGCAUAGAUCGAAGAGCAACCUUAGGAUUCAUAGAUCCUACAAACUAUUAUUAGCAGCAUCAUUUAUAAAAAGGCUUUAAAAUAUCUGAAAUCUAUAUUUUGCUAUUCUUGCUUACAGGAGCAUUGGGUUUGGAUAAGGCUGGACAGCUGGGGCAAAAGAAGGAGGCUGGAGCUCCAAUUGAGUAUAAAAACCUUUAAAGGGAUACUGUUGUGGGAAAAAAUGCUCCAGCAGAAUUUUGCAAUGAAAUCCAUUUCUUAAAA
Molecule: messenger RNA, 2274 nt
Organism: Xenopus laevis (African clawed frog)
Lineage: Eukaryota; Metazoa; Chordata; Amphibia; Anura; Pipidae
Gene: kcnj11.S
Product: ATP-sensitive inward rectifier potassium channel 11
Exons: 2
Coding region: 369-1544 (391 amino acids)
Biological process (GO): potassium ion transmembrane transport; potassium ion transport; regulation of monoatomic ion transmembrane transport
Cellular component (GO): plasma membrane; plasma membrane protein complex; potassium channel complex
Molecular function (GO): inward rectifier potassium channel activity
Source: RefSeq, a predicted model, not a curated record